AUGUACGACGAAAGCGUCAUGUGUAUACGGACUCCCAAUGGAGUACAGAUAGGACCUAUCAGGGUACCGGUGGCUAACACAUACGGUCCCGAGAAGGGUAAAAUCAACGUGGAGUUGGGCUCACCAUUUUAUGUCCACCUCCAUGAUAUCCCUGAGUACUCAAAGAUCUGCAUUGCUCAGACCGAUGUGGAUAAUGAAUAUGACAACAUUAUGAAUAAGGCUUUGCGGUCUUAUAAACUACAUAGGGACAAAGAGCGGGCAGACACUCGACAAAAACUACUAAAAACCGCCUAUAAAAGGCGAUGGCAUGUGCCCCACGCCCCAUCACGGCCGGCUACUCCCGACCGGAAACCACGCCCUAAAUCGUCCUUACCUCCUAAGAUGGACGCCAUCAAGGAGGUUUUAGAGGCAAAUACAACCAACGGAAGUUACGACAGUACGGAACCGAAGAAGCCCGUGGACGUGAAACGUGUGACCUUGUCAAUGGACGCCCCAUCCAUGUCCAGCUCGUACAUGAGAAGGAAUCAACAGACCAGCCAGUCGUGGUACAGCCAAAGCUGUCCCUCAACCAGCUAUCUCCACAACCACAUGAUGCGACAGUACCAGUCCAGUGGUUCCGCUAGUCCGGCCUCCUCCUCCUCAAGUAAAUCUUAUUCCGGUUCCGGUGCAUCGACCAGAGCCUCGUAUUCACCCCAACUCAAGAAAAAGACUGACUCGUCUCCCAAAAAGAGACCAGAAUCUGCAAGGACAAAUUAUUCUUAUGAUGGAGGUAUAUUUGUACCUAACAAACCCAAACAUGACUACUUUGUGAUUCACCCAGAUUGGGUGUCGGAAGCCAUGUCCAUACAGAAACUGAGUCUGAAGGAGCGCCGCCCUGUCAGCAGAACUGGCACGUGGCCCGGCAGACGAUGUAAAAGUGCCCCGCCUCCCAAACUUCGUAACCCUAUCACGUGGGACGUUGUACAUGGAGAGGAUAGUAAAUAUUGA
This is a messenger RNA of Ylistrum balloti, 987 nucleotides long. RefSeq lists its product as uncharacterized. Lineage: Eukaryota; Metazoa; Mollusca; Bivalvia; Pectinida; Pectinidae. Bases 1 to 987 code for a protein of 328 amino acids. The record is from RefSeq and is a predicted model, not a curated record. The transcript has 5 exons.